AUGGCGCUGACGGAACCUCCAAAGGCCAUCUUGCAUACGCUACUUAAAGCAGACGGGUCUGCAACAUAUACCGCGCCCAAAAAUGGCUACCAGGUCGUCGCUGGCGUCAACUAUCCCGUCGAAGUGCCAUAUCGAAGUGAUGAAAUCCCGGAGUCGACAUUCAUUGAAGUCAAUCUCAGACCGCAUAAUGGAGUUGGGAUGGUGAAGGAGCGACAUAUGGAGGAGCUCGUUACGCGGACUCUCCAGACCAUUGUUCUAGGCGAUGAGACGCCCCGGACUAUGCUUCAGAUUACCCUUCAAGUGGUGAAUGUCGAGAGCGACGAAAGCCUGCCCGGCGGGGUCAAAGGAGGUGGUCAAGGUGAGACAUAUCUCGACCUUCUCGCCUCAGCAUUGAAUGCCGCUGUUCUCGGUUGUGUCGAUGCUGGCGUGCAAAUGAAGGCAAUUGCCGGAGCGGCACUCGUGGGGAUAUGCCCAGAUGGACGAAUGGUUGUUGGGCCUAGCGUCGUGCAACGAAAGAAAUGCGCAUCCUUGCAUGUGUUUGCCUUCACCAGUGACAGUCAGACAGUGUUGAUGGAAAGCGAAGGCAAAUUCACCAUGGACGAUUGGAAACAAGCCGAACGGGCUGCCAGAUCGGCGGUUCUGGGAAGCGUCAACAAACAAGACAACGGAGAUGUUACCAUGAAUGGAACGAAUAUCACGUCUGGAUCCUCGGGCAACUGCUUGCUUGAUGUGAUCAGACAGGCACUGGAAGCCCGGGUGAUCAAGGGCGGAAACCGGUGA
Molecule: messenger RNA, 780 nt
Organism: Capronia coronata CBS 617.96
Lineage: Eukaryota; Fungi; Ascomycota; Eurotiomycetes; Chaetothyriales; Herpotrichiellaceae
Exons: 1
Coding region: 1-780 (259 amino acids)
Biological process (GO): U4 snRNA 3'-end processing; rRNA catabolic process; poly(A)-dependent snoRNA 3'-end processing
Cellular component (GO): nuclear exosome (RNase complex); nucleolus; cytoplasmic exosome (RNase complex)
Source: RefSeq, a predicted model, not a curated record